Molecule: messenger RNA, 2727 nt
Organism: Candoia aspera
Lineage: Eukaryota; Metazoa; Chordata; Lepidosauria; Squamata; Candoiidae
Gene: CXADR
Product: CXADR Ig-like cell adhesion molecule
Exons: 7
Coding region: 164-1255 (363 amino acids)
Biological process (GO): homotypic cell-cell adhesion
Cellular component (GO): basolateral plasma membrane; intercalated disc; bicellular tight junction
Molecular function (GO): cell adhesion molecule binding
Source: RefSeq, a predicted model, not a curated record
GCGGAGCACGCGGCGGGGCUGUGGCAGGGCGGAAGUGACGGGCAUUUCACCUGCUGGGCUGCGAGGGGACAGAGGAGGGCGUCGCGCGGCAGCCAGUGUCCGUUGGGAAUUCGCUCGGGAGUCGCUCCUUUUUCUCUGGCCGCCGGCGACUGCUCUCCCCGCCAUGGCAUCGCUGCUGCCGUUCUUGUGGGUGGUAACGUUUCUCUGUGCAGAUCUAACUGAAGGUGUAACAAUAACUUCAACUGACCAGACCACGGUUACAAGAGCUCAAGGAGAGAAAGUUAGACUGCCGUGCACAUUUACUCUCGCUCCAGCAGAUGAAGGCACAUUUGAAAUUGAAUGGAAUAUUUUGGAACCAAAGGAGGGAGAAGUCAUCAUAUACAAUACAGACAGAGUUUAUGAUCAGUAUCGUAUGAUGGGACGAGUACAGUUUGUUGAUCAAAAUCCAGCUUCUGGAGAUGCAAGUAUUGAUGUCCUAAAUUUAAAACUAGAAGAUACUGGCACAUACCAGUGUAAAGUGAAGAAGCUUCCUGGUGUUCAGACUCAAAGAAUCCAGUUGACAGUACUUGAAAAGCCCGCGAAGACUAUAUGCCAUAUUGAGGGAUCACAGGAGAUUGGAACUGAUCUUACUCUGAAAUGUAAAUCCCAAGAAGGCUCUCCCGUCAUAAGUUACUCCUGGACAAGAACCACGGGUUCACAAGAACUUCCAGCAACAGCAUUACUGAAUGCAGUUACAGGUGACCUUUUGGUCAAAAACGCUUCUCAGGCUUACUCUGGUACAUAUACAUGUUUGUCCAGAAAUAAAGUUGGCAUAGAAGAAUGUUCUGUUCUACUGACUGUUACACCUCCUAUAGAUAGAGCUGGUACAAUUGCUGGAGCAGUUAUAGGGACUCUUCUGGCACUCAGUUUAUUGGCUUUUUUAAUUUUCUGUUGUUAUAAGAAACGAAGAGAAAAAAAAUAUGAAAAAGAAGUACAUCAUGAUAUCAGAGAGGAUGUCCCUCCUCCAAAGAGUCGUGCCUCAACAGCCCGCAGUUAUAUAGGGAGUAAUCGAUCUUCUUUGGGCUCAAUGUCUCCAUCUAAUAUGGAUGGUUUUACCAAAACUCAGUACAAUAAAGUGCCAAGUGAAGACUUUGAACGUACACCUCCUCAGAACCAGUACUUUGAUCCACCAAAGGUAGCUGCACCUAAUCUAAGUAGAAUGGGAGCUAUUCCUGUGAUGAUACCAGCACAAAGCAAAGAUGGUUCCAUAGUAUAGCAUGACAUUAAUUUGAAGUUUCACCACCUCAUUACUACACUGAUGAUUAGUUUAUUACAGUUCUACACUUUUAAAUACACUAUUGAGCAUCAAGAUAUAUACUUAGCUCACAAGAUUUUUAUUGCGUUUGACCACUUACAUUGAAGAAAGCAGGCAGUGAAGGAAACAUUGCUAUCCACAAUUUUUAGGGGUUCCUGAAUAAAUACUGCAAUAUGAAUUCUUGAUAUAUUAGCCAUAGUGGACUGUAUAACAUGAAGUAUUUUUUCUUUACAUUGUUAGAGAUACCUGACUAUAUAUGACAGCUGUUACAAUGAUAGUUCUUUGUUCAUAAAUCUGAAAAUAGGGGCUUGAAUUCUUGUAAUAUAGAUACUGGAGUACUAUUCUCAAGAGCUUUGAAUUUUUAAAAUGCAUUGUCAGUUAUAGUAAGGCACAGUUUUACCAUAUUUACCAAUUUAUGUUCUCUCGUAUUCUCUCUCUCCCUCCCUCUCUCCAGUGUUAUAGUGUAUUGCUUGUUCUAUGAGCAUAAACUUUUCCUUUCUAGGUCUGUAAUAUUGAAUGUGUUUGCUCAGUAUAUUAACUACGUAUCUGACAGAGAAAUGAAACCUGAAUCCAUUCCUUAAUUAAUAUUUGGCAUUUUGCAAGCUGUAUUUGCCAUUUUGAAAUUGUUAACUAUCAGAUUCCCUGUUUUUUUAAUAAAGAUUUGUGCAAUUAGAUUUUGUACAGGGACCAGAAUAUUUAGGUUUUAAUUUAUAAAAUAAACUAGCACAAAUAUAUUCUUGUGAUAUAAUUUUCUAUAAACCAAGAGCUGGUGAAUGUAGUAAGGGCUUUCUUGCUAUAUUAAUAUCCUCAGUGUCAUCUUUCAGUACUUUUAUUAUUAUUAAUUCGUCCUAUUUAUGUUCCUCCACUGCUUUUAUUACAAAUAAAGAAAAAUUUGGAAUGCCAUAAUGUAAAUAUCAACAUAAGCUGGUAGUUUAUAUGUAUUUAUGACAAGUGAUAAAUUCUUAUUAGGAAAUUGCUCCCAAUAAAUUGUUAAGUAUGCUUCUCAUACACAUGAAUAAUUUCAAAAAUUUAAGAUAGGAAGUGGAAAUAUUUGAGUUCUCUUGCAGUAACCCAUAUUACUAUAUAUAUGUUGCUCUAACUGUAGUAAAGUGUGUCUGUGUUACCUAAUUUUGAUUUGAAGGAUUUUUAUUUCUACAUUUAGUAAUGCGACAUAGUAUAAAUAUUUGAUAUUUCUUAAAUUGACCUGAUCUGAUAAUAUGAUAUAUUAAAUUAGGUAAUAAAACUAUUUUUGAAGUACACACACCCUUAUUGCUAAGGUUAGAUACAGUACUGGAGUGACAUAUUAGUCUUCACAUAUUGAGGUCUUUUAGGUUAUUUGAUAAAGUUAGAUAUUAUUUUUUAUGUGUGCCUUAAACAUUAUGUGUGUUCAAUAAACUUUACACCUGAUUGUAUGUCAGAUUUCUACUACAAAA